Lineus longissimus is the source of this 1954-nucleotide messenger RNA. RefSeq names its product ATPase inhibitor mai-2, mitochondrial-like. NCBI's taxonomy places the organism in Eukaryota, Metazoa, Nemertea, Pilidiophora, Heteronemertea, Lineidae. Gene Ontology annotation, biological process: negative regulation of ATP-dependent activity. Gene Ontology annotation, molecular function: ATPase inhibitor activity. The transcript has 5 exons. Gene Ontology annotation, cellular component: mitochondrion. The record is from RefSeq and is a predicted model, not a curated record. Bases 136 to 501 code for a protein of 121 amino acids.
CCGAGGGCCUAGAUGCCUUCGGGCUUGGUGCCUUAAAAACUUGUCUAGCCAUAAUGUUUGCUGUGGUAAACUGAAGGUGUUUGGCUCGUGUCGGUCAAUGUCUGGUCUUGUUGUGCUUCGAGAGGAAGAGUCAGUAUGCAGUGUAGGCUUCUGACGAGGAGUGUUUUUCAGCGUGCUAAAAACGUGUGGUAUGAUAAUGUGCCGUCUCGGACAUUAUUAGAGAGGAUCAGGAAGGGCCAAAAAUAUGAACAGGGUGGUGGAAAAGGGGGAUCUAUUAGGGAUGCCGGCGGUUCAUUUGGUAAGAUGGAGGCCGCCCGAGAAGAAGAAUACUUUAGGAAGUUGCAACAAAGUCAGCUGCGAGGACUGCGGGCUCAUUUAGAGGAGGAGGUCAAAUUUCACGAAACUGAAAUUGUUGGGCAUAAGGAGGCGAUUGAGCGCCACAAGAAGAGAAUCGGCCAGCUCCACCACGAGGAGAAAAAACACAAAAAGGAUGACGAUUAACCCAUCGAAGGGUCUAGAGUCGAAAUCGUCAAAAUAUUGCGUCAUAAAAAGGUGUUGCAAUGUCAUCCCUCUGUGAAGAAACAGGUUUUUCUUCACCAAAACUUUUUUUCGAAUUCUCAGGAUACAUGUUCUGAGUUUCGAAAACAUCAAAAUAUUAGUGUUUUCUGUAAAACAAUAUUUCAAUUGAUCAAUGCGUCUUGAAGGAGAAGUUUUUCAGCAAAAUAUGCUUUUUCCUCUGAAAGCAAAUAACAAAAUGUGCUCAUGAAUUUUUUUUGAAUUCACAUGAUUUAUUUUUCUCUCACCUAACUUUUUCGUUGUUUGUAAGGUAUUGUCUGAUUUGUAAAAAAUAUUAUGUAUGAUGAAAUAAUUUCUAUCUGCUGACCAAUUCCCCAUACAACUUCAAUAAGGCCUUUAAAAAUUACUACAAUACUGGUCUAAAGAAAACGAUAUACGAUAUACGACUAAGACUUCUUUUUGAAAACAUGUAUAGAAAUGCCUAGAUAUUUUUUUACCUGGUAGAUCAUGGCUGAUUGUUAUUAAACUUAUUUGUAGUUUAGAUAGUUUGAAAAUGACUUUUUAAGGUAAAAGAAGAAGAAAAGUUGUUAGGACCAAGCCCGCUAAAAUGUGCUCGUUGCAAAUUUGCCCCUUGCUUGUACAUAAUAUACACUUCAACAACUUUAUUUAUGAUUUUAGUGUACAGUCCCAGUCACAAUUAUAUACCCACCCUCUGUUUGGCAUAUGCAAUGCACAGCUUACACUGGUGAUGCACACAGUUGUAUGCAACUUGCACUGAGCACAUAUCACUGUGAAGUUUGUGUACAAGUUACACGCGAUGCAUGCAAAACAUACAAUGAUUCUAUUGUGCGUAAGGUUCACGUAAUUUAUCCGCAGCUGCACGUAAAUUUGGUCCAUUCGGUCGUUGUACCCAAUGCACAUGGUUUAUAUGCGUAGUGCAUAGGCUGCAUAUGCAUGUACAUUGUGCAUAACAUACGCAAAAUAAGGGAUGUUUAUUGUGAUUGGGACUGUAUGAUAUGGUCAUGUGCUGUAAGUAUUAUGUUGACUUGGAGUAUAUCACCUUGUCAGCGCAUAUGAGUUUGAUAUUUGCAUGUUCGCAGCACCCUGGAUGGAAAAGGGAUUGCCAGUGUGUCAUUUUCAGGACAUUCUACAAAAAAAUUUAAAGGCCCACACCAUUCGUUACAAACUUGAAAUUUGUUAUUGAAUUUGAAAAUUUCCAAUUGCGUGAAUAGGUACUAAAGAUGAAUAUCUGCAUUGCUGUCAUGUAGAGAAAUAGGUUACCUCAGAGAUGAAGUUAGUGUGGGAGUCAGAAGGGGGCGCCACCUCUCUGUACUCAUUGUUGAUACUUCAUCGACUCUAACCAAUUGUCGCGAAAUAACAUUAAAUUUAUGUGUGAUUUGUUGUCAGGAUCUAGAGUUAUAAACAAACUUCUCUUAAA